CCCCGCCGCGUCAUCCGGACCCGCCCGAGCGGAGCGGCGGGUAACGGGGCGGCCCGGGGAGCGCGGCCGGGCGGGGCGGCGGCGGUGCCGGUGCCGGUAACGGCCCCGCCCGGGGAGCGCGGCGGGCGCGGCGCAGCAGCGGCGCGGAGCGGCCGCGCCGGGGGAGCCCCCGCGCCGGGGGAGCGGCGCCCGCGGCGCUGCCGGCGCGGAGGAUGGACCAGUCGGUCGCCAUCCAGGAGAGCCUGGAGGAGGGGGCGACCUGCCGCACCGCGGUGCAGGGUGUCCUGGCGACGGGGGACAGCGUGGAGAGCCGGCUGCUGGGGCUGGUGGAGACCUGCGGGGAGCACGCGAUCUAUGUGUACACCCACCGGCGGAUGGCCAUAACAGCUGAGGAUGUCUGCCUGGAGAGGGUCAUCCCCAUCACAGAAGAUUUUGCAUUGGAAGAAGUUGUACUUGACGAUGACCUGCCUGUCAUCGGCGCUGACGUGACGGUCCGGCUGGGCUCGGAAGCCGAUCAGCUCACGGUGCGGCUGCCCUUCGGCUCGCAGACGCGCACGUUCCUGCGGGAGGUCGUCAGGUCCAUCCCAGAAGUGGUUGACUCAGAUGUCGAAGAGAAUGGGAAGGAGCUCUCAGAGAGCGAGAACCAAAGCCAGGACAGCACGGAUGAAAGUGCUGCCGGGCAAGAUGAACUCCAACCUGAGGUGACAACUCAAAUGGUACCGUGGUCCAGCAGCACGACUUUCGACGAGGCUUCGGUCUCAUCAGAACCGGACGCUGGAGUAAGCUUGAUUAGGUCUAAAUCUCAGCUUGAGGAACUGAAGAAUGCCUGCAUGGGCAUCCGGAACUUCAGGUUUUUCAUCGGCACAUUCAACGUGAACGGGCAGUCGCCCACGGAGAGCCUGCAGCCCUGGCUGAGCUGCGAUGCUGUUCCCCCGGACAUCUACUGCGUGGGUUUCCAGGAGCUUGAUCUAAGUAAAGAAGCCUUCCUCUUCGAUGACACACCGAAGGAAGAAGAAUGGUUUAAAGCUGUAACUGAUAGUCUGCAUCCAAAGGCCAAAUAUGCAAAGGUGAAACUUGUGCGGCUCGUGGGACUCAUGCUUCUGUUGUACGUGAAAGCAGAGCACGCGUUGAACAUCUCCGAGGUGGCAGCCGAGGCUGUGGGAACUGGAGUCAUGGGGAAGAUGGGUAACAAAGGUGGUGUUGCCAUACGGUUUAAAUUCCAUGACACCAGUGUGUGCAUUGUGAAUUCUCACCUGGCAGCUCACAUGGAGGAAUGCGAGCGGAGGAACCUGGACUUCAAAGAAAUCUGCUCUCGGAUACAAUUCUGCCAGUCGGAUUCAGAUUCAAACCCUUUCACUAUUGACAAUCACGAUGUCAUCUUAUGGAUGGGCGACCUCAACUAUCGCGUGGAGGAACUGGAUGUGGAGAAGGUGAAGCAGCUGGUGGAGGAGAAGGCGUUUCAGGAGCUUUGCCAGUAUGACCAGCUGAAGCGGCAGAUGGAUGAAAACGCAGUCUUUGAAGGCUUUAUGGAGGGAGAGAUUUCUUUCCAGCCAACAUACAAAUAUGACGCUGGCUGUGACGAGUGGGACACAAGCGAGAAAUGUCGUGUUCCCGCGUGGUGCGACCGGAUCCUCUGGAAAGGGCGGAACGUCAUGCAGCUGAGCUACCGCAGCCACAUGGCCCUGAAGCUCAGUGACCACAAGCCCGUGAGCUCCGUGCUCGAGAUCGGGGUGAAGGCUAUGGACAAGAAGCGCUAUCGAGCAGCCUUUGAGGAGCUCCGCUCCAUGGAUAAGCUGGAGAACGCCAACAUCCCCUGGGUGACCACGUCCCGCACAGAGUUCAGAUUUCCGGAUGUUAAAUACAUGGAGCUGCGGCUGGAGAAGUUCACAAUCCGCAAUGGCCAAGUGCCCUGCGAGUUUGAAUUCAUCAGCAAACCAAAUGAGAUAACCUACUGCAAGCCGUGGAUGACUGUUACUCCCUACAAGGGCGUUCUGAUGGCAGAUGCUGAGAUCACAGUUGAGUUGGAGGUGUUUGUUAAUAGAUCAACAGCUACAAACUUAAACACCGGAGCUGACAAAAUCGAAGAUAUCUUGGUCUUGCAUCUUGACAGGGGGAGGGAUUAUUUUCUAUGUGUAACAGGCAACUACUUGCCAAGUUGCUUUGGCUGUCCCCUUCAUACGCUGUGUUACAUGAGGGAGCCGAUCCAGGACAUGUCAACAGAAUCCAUUCGGGCACUUACCACGUUGCCAGUGGAUAAGUGUCAUGAUAAUGAAGCUGAAAAGCCGCUGGACAUUCCCAAGGAGCUGUGGAUGAUGGUGGAUCACCUGUGCCGCCAUGCUUCCCAGCAGGAGGACCUGUUUCAGCAACCAGGCGUCAGAUAUGAAUUUGGGCAAAUCCGAGAUUGUUUGGACAAAGGAAUGCACGAUACCCUCUUGGGCAGCAACCACUCGGUGGCAGAAGCGCUGCUGGUGUUCCUGGACAGCCUGCCCGAGCCCGUCGUCUGCACCAGUGUCUACGGCCACUGCCUGUCCGGUUCCAGCAGCUACGCGCUGAGCCAACAGGCUAUCUCUAGCAUGCCAGAGUGUCAUAAAAAGGUGUUUAAUUAUCUGAUGGAAUUCCUACAAGAGCUACUGAAAAAUUCAAGGAGAAACCGUUUGGAUGCGAAUAUUUUGGCCGGUAUAUUUAGUGGCGUGUUACUCCGGCCUCCUCCUGGAUGUGCCGUACCCGGUCUGACCGAGAAGAAGAAAGCUCAGAACUUUAUCCUCCACUUCCUCCUGCAAGAAGGCGCUUCACCGUGACGUUCGGAUGCAGCUCAUCUGAUUUUUAGAUACCGAAUUAGUGUAAAAAGUAUUUUUUGUACAGUACACUAGCUUUUUAUCGUUUGAUAUCGCAGUGUUUUAUAUAGUCUGCGGCUUCUGGAGGCAGAAUUUGAAUCAGCUGCCGCUGUUCAAGCUGUAAAUGUAUCAAAUGUAGACAAGUAAAAAUAUAAAGCUGA
This is a messenger RNA of Columba livia (rock pigeon), 2995 nucleotides long. RefSeq names its product inositol polyphosphate-5-phosphatase B (gene INPP5B). Gene Ontology annotation, cellular component: membrane; cytosol. Gene Ontology annotation, molecular function: inositol-1,4,5-trisphosphate 5-phosphatase activity; phosphatidylinositol-4,5-bisphosphate 5-phosphatase activity. Bases 213 to 2798 code for a protein of 861 amino acids. Gene Ontology annotation, biological process: signal transduction; phosphatidylinositol dephosphorylation. The transcript is spliced from 22 exons. The record is from RefSeq and is a predicted model, not a curated record. NCBI's taxonomy places the organism in Eukaryota, Metazoa, Chordata, Aves, Columbiformes, Columbidae.